Messenger RNA from Saimiri boliviensis boliviensis (Bolivian squirrel monkey), 2733 nucleotides. RefSeq names its product MID1 interacting protein 1 (gene MID1IP1). Gene Ontology annotation, cellular component: cytosol. The record is from RefSeq and is a predicted model, not a curated record. Lineage: Eukaryota; Metazoa; Chordata; Mammalia; Primates; Cebidae. Gene Ontology annotation, biological process: regulation of lipid biosynthetic process.
CUGCUCUUCAUCCCCUGGCUACCACUGUUACAGGCAAGAUUGGGAAACAUCCCGCCCCGCCGGGAGGGAGGCAAAAGCCUCUGACGGUCCCCUCUCCCCAGUUGAUCAAGGCCAGGGCCACUGCGGGAGCACCCCGCGUCCACGUGCACCCAGCAUGCGCGGCCACCCUUCUUACGUAAGAGUCCCAGGAUGGAGUUGUACCCGCUGCCGGCCCCUCUUCCCCGACAGCUAAUAAUAAACCUGGGUUCCUGUUUCCCGGCCGCGGCCACUCCAGAUUCGGGGUCGAGGGGUUAACUCUGCAACCAAGGCACGUGCAUUCCGGUCAUCCCACCCCAAGAACGCGCGUACGGCCCGCCUACCCCCCACUUGCCAGCCCACCCUCCAGCUGGUCGGGACGCCGACACCUUUUUGACCCUCGCAGUGCCCGGCUCUCCCCGAGCUGGCCAGCCCAGGGCUUGGUACUGGCGGGGACCGGCUGCUCUAAUCCCUCCUCUGCUCUGCCCUGCCCAGUCCUGCCCUGCCCCGCCCCGCCCUGCCGCGCCCUGCCCCGGCGCCCUCCCUCAGCCCGGGUAUCAGGCGAGAGGCGGAGCUGGCCCGGCGCGCCCCGCCCCCGCUGUAGAAAGGGCUGGGCAAGUGUUACUCGCGGUCAUCCCGGCCCGGGCCUUUUAUCUCUGUGCUGCCGGGGGAGGCGGGAGGAGGAGACACAGGGGUGGCCCCCAACGCCGGCGACACCUUUCCUGGUCUAUAAAUUGAGCACCUGGGAUGGGUAGGGGGCCAUCUCAGCCACCGCCGCCCGCAGUCAUAGUCCGGCCACUGACCGCAGCAGCGCCCUUGGGCAGCAGCCGCUGGCAGCGGGAACACUGAAUCGCCAACGAGCAGGGGAAUCUCCAGGCACAAAAGGAGCCAAGGCUUGACCUACAGACCAUCCUCAGCCAUCGCGAGUUUCCGGACGCCAAAGCCAAGAGAAGCCGCCCAUCCCGCAGGGCCGGUCUGCGAGCGAGACGAGAGUUGGCGAGGGCGGAGGACUGCCAAGAAUCCCGCCACACCGGCUACAGCCAGGUCCCCAGCGCGGGCCUUGGAGGCGGGCAGACCCUUGACCCGGCUGACCAUCCCUGUGCCCCUGCGUCCCUGCGCUCCGGCGCCCGCACGGCCACCAUGAUGCAAAUCUGCGACACCUACAACCAGAAGCACUCGCUCUUUAACGCCAUGAAUCGCUUCAUUGGCGCCGUGAACAACAUGGACCAGACGGUGAUGGUGCCCAGCUUGCUGCGCGACGUGCCCCUGGCUGAGCCCGGGUUAGACAACGAUGUUGGCGUGGAGGUAGGCGGCAGUGGCGGCUGCCUGGAGGAGCGCACGCCCCCAGUCCCCGGCUCGGGAAGCGCCAAUGGCAGCUUUUUCGCGCCCUCUCGGGACAUGUACAGCCACUACGUACUGCUCAAGUCCAUCCGCAACGACAUCGAGUGGGGGGUCCUGCACCAGCCGCCUCCAGCGGCAGGGAGCGAAGAGGGCACUGCCUGGAAGUCCAAGGACAUCCUGGUGGACCUGGGCCACUUGGAGGGCGCGGACGCCGGCGAAGAAGACCUGGAGCAGCAGUUCCACUACCACCUGCGAGGGCUGCACACUGUGCUCUCGAAACUCACGCGCAAAGCCAACAUCCUCACUAACAGAUACAAGCAGGAGAUCGGCUUCAGCAAUUGGGGCCACUGAGGCGGGGCUCCCGCGGCCGUCUAGCACCCUUUUCGACCCAUCUCACCCUCUCAUUCCUCAAAGCUUUUUUCUUACUGGCUGUGGGGCGGAAAGGGCAGACUGCAUAUUAGGGGGCGGCAUACUUGCAAGAGGCGCGGUAGGGCUGCAAGGAGGAGGGGGCCUCGUGUGAGAGAGGAGAAGAAAAUGGUGGCCGGAGAGGGGAGGGCUCAAGGAACCUCCCGGGAGGGGGCCUGCAUUCUAUGUUGGUGGAAAUGGGACUGGGCUGACGCCCUGCAUUCAGCCUAUGCCUUGCCCUGGGUUUCUUUUCUGUUCUUUUCGGAGGAGAAGGGGCCAAGCCAGGGCGCGGCGCUGGGUUGCCACACUUCGGAAAGAAGCCCGGAGCUGGGUGCUGGGGAAGGCGGGGCACACAGUCUCCCGCCGCCCUGCGGUUGGGUCGGUGGAGGCCCAGGCGUUGUUGCUAGGAUUGCAUCAGUUUUCCUGUUUGCACUGUUUCUUUUUGUAACAUUGGCCCUGUGUUAAGUAUUUCGAAUCUCCUCCUUGCUCUGAAACUUCAGCGAUUCCAUUGUGAUAAGCGCACAAACAGCACUGUCUGUCGGUAAUCGGUACUACUUUAUUAAUGAUUUUCUGUUACACUGUUAACACUGUAUAGUAGUCCUGUGGCACCCCCACCCCAUCCCUUUCAUGCCACUCCCGUCCCCGUCCCCACCGCAGUGUGUAUAAGCCAGCAUUGCGCCAGCUUGUACGAAGCUUGCCACUCAGUGAAAAUAAUAACAUUAUUAUGAGAAAGUGGACUUAACCGAAAUGGAACCAACUGACAUUCUAUCGUGUUGUACAUAGAAUGAUGAAGGGUUCCACUGUUGUUGUAUGUCUUAAAUUUAUUUAAAACUUUUUUAAUCCAGAUGUAGACUAUAUUCUAAAAAAUAAAAACGCAAAUGUGUCAGCUAAACUGCAAAAUUGUCUGGUCCUCAUUAAUCUGCCAAUGAAUGGUUUCGUCGUUAAAUAAAAAUCAAUGUAAUUGAUUUACUA